Scleropages formosus (Asian bonytongue) is the source of this 1421-nucleotide messenger RNA. RefSeq names its product MOB kinase activator 1A (gene mob1a). NCBI's taxonomy places the organism in Eukaryota, Metazoa, Chordata, Actinopteri, Osteoglossiformes, Osteoglossidae. The record is from RefSeq and is a predicted model, not a curated record. The coding region runs from base 204 to 854 and encodes 216 amino acids. The transcript is spliced from 6 exons.
AUCGAUUGAAGUUCUCGCCUCGCGGCGUAGCGACUAGACUGUGGAAAACAACGAAAAUCGCAGUUGCUCAAGUUCGGAAGAAGUUUCGUUUUAGCGUCGAUCGUCAUUGGCAGCCCUUGCGAUACACUCCGAGUGUCUCCGGCGGCCUUGCUGCAUGAUUCUCCCCGCCUCGUGUCCGGAACGGAGUUAACUGGAGAUCAGCGAUGAGCUUCCUAUUUGGUAGCCGCUCGUCAAAGACCUUCAAGCCAAAAAAGAACAUCCCUGAGGGCUCGCACCAGUAUGAGCUGCUGAAACAUGCGGAGGCCACACUGGGCAGUGGGAACCUACGGCAAGCCGUCAUGCUGCCCGAAGGGGAGGACCUCAACGAGUGGAUCGCUGUCAACACUGUAGACUUCUUCAACCAAAUAAACAUGUUGUAUGGCACCAUCACUGAAUUCUGCACAGAGAUAAGCUGUCCCGUAAUGUCGGCCGGGCCUAGGUAUGAGUACCAUUGGGCCGAUGGCACAAACAUAAAGAAACCCAUUAAGUGUUCUGCCCCCAAGUACAUUGACUACCUCAUGACCUGGGUGCAGGACCAGCUGGAUGAUGAGACUCUAUUUCCCUCCAAGAUUGGUGUGCCUUUCCCCAAGAAUUUCAUGUCUGUGGCAAAGACCAUUCUGAAGCGCCUGUUUCGGGUCUAUGCCCACAUCUACCACCAACACUUUGACUCUGUCAUCCAGCUCCAGGAGGAGGCCCACCUGAACACCUCCUUCAAACACUUCAUCUUCUUUGUGCAGGAGUUCAACCUGAUUGACCGACGGGAGCUGGCACCCUUGCAGGACCUGAUAGAGAAGCUGGGCUCUAAAGACAGAUAGAUCCUCUUCCCUCCAUUGCAGUCAGUGCCUUGCUUACAAAAAACAGAUGCUUUAAUGAAGCAAGGAGCAUAUAAUCUCUGUCCUUUCUUUCCUUGUUGCAUUACCCAACCUCUACACUUUCUGUGCUGUGACUCCUAUUUGUUUUCUGUUAUCUCCAUAUUCCUCCUUCCUACACGUGUCGCUGUUUCAAGAAUACCCUUCUUUGGAGGAGUUAGGAAAGUGAGAAAUGGUUUUCUAGAAUAUUAUUUCAUACUGAGAUUUUUUUAAAAAAAAUAUAAAUUUAUAUACAUUUUAAGAGCUAAGUAUAAAAUUUUUAUUUGGGGUCUAUUUCAUAUCUUACCAGUGGUGGACCAAUAUUAUUACAGCAACACCUGAGACCAGCAGCUUUCGAAAUUUAAAGACUGUCAGUCCUUUUGGUUUUUUUGAACAGUUUUGGUUCUCUGUGGUUGCACAGUUUUUCAGUUAAUAUUUUAGUUGUUUUUAGAUCUUUGUAGAAUUCCUUAGUACAGAGCUCUUUGAAAACCAUUUUUGCUAUUUAUAAGAGGAAGAAAAAAGUAGAAAUGAUUA